This is a messenger RNA of Ostertagia ostertagi, 1137 nucleotides long. The record is from the annotation of a GenBank genome assembly. NCBI's taxonomy places the organism in Eukaryota, Metazoa, Nematoda, Chromadorea, Rhabditida, Trichostrongylidae.
UACCUUGGGAGUGCUGCGCAGUUUCAUUGCCACUGCCAGUACUCGGAGCAGGCCGAAUACGAGCAGUAUCCUUGGGGACAGCUGGUCUUACUACAGGACUUUCUAUUGGGCCUGCCAUUCAGGUACUUGCAAGCACUACUCUAUUACUUCAGCAAAAAAUUUACGUAUGACAUUUGUUUUAUUCCACUUGGGAAUACUGGGUUCUACGUGGGACCGCUCCUUUUCAACGUGUACACGACGGCUGCGUUCUUUAUGUUUUUUAUCAGCAUUGUUUCCGUUUUCGUGGUGCAUGCUAUGUUUGUCGAAGACUACGUUGGCAUUAUAAAAGACCCAUUCCUUGUCAUUCCCAAAUUUGAUCGCACUGCCGUUCUACUUCUUUUCUAUUUGUGGUGGAUGCUUUGUGGAGUUGCUAGCACGGAAGGACUAGCCGCUCCAAUAACUAUAGCCAUGUAUAACUGGACGAACGAGGAAGCGAUUCUGUACAACGGAAUCGUACAGGUGAUCUCGUGUGGAGUGUCGACGAUUGGAUACACGGUUAUCGGCUCUACACGUAUUGGAACGUGGUCAGUUCAGUUUUAUUCAAAAAAAAGGGAUCGACGCCUCGUCCUAGCCAUGGGCCUCUUGGGCUUUUGGUUCUUUCACUUUUGCCACUAUCCACUGCCGUUUUACGAAGGACCUCUAACAAGGCCUGCACUAAUGAACAGCACAGCAUCUGUAGGUGGAGGUGGGUGCUUUCCCGAAUACGAGUGGUGCGACUACACCCGAAGCAGAACCUUUGUUGACAGGGUUCCGAUGGCACUGUACUUCUUCAACUUCGCCGUGGUUCAAGGGUUCGCAUAUCCGUUGAUAUCAGCUCCUUCUAACACACUACUGUCAGAGAUAAUUGGCCCUCGGAAGCAGGGUACAGUUCAAGGACUAUUCGCGUUCACCGGAAGCAUGGCGCAGUUCACUGUUCCUAUUUUUUCAACGGCUUUAUUCGAAACGUCUGGUUACAAGUUCAUCAUGGUAUACCAUCUCGCAGUAAUUACUUCGGCGGCGUUGAUAGUGUUCGUUCUACGAAAGCGGCUCGUCCCGCUUGAAUUGACGCCUACAGUCGGAAAAGCGACAAAGUACAAAAGGGGAACAUUCUACAGAAUG